This is a messenger RNA of Phytophthora nicotianae INRA-310, 4474 nucleotides long. RefSeq lists its product as hypothetical. The transcript has a single exon. Gene Ontology annotation, molecular function: hexosyltransferase activity; UDP-glycosyltransferase activity. Gene Ontology annotation, biological process: carbohydrate metabolic process. The record is from RefSeq and is a predicted model, not a curated record. NCBI's taxonomy places the organism in Eukaryota, Oomycota, Peronosporomycetes, Peronosporales, Peronosporaceae. The coding region runs from base 34 to 4386 and encodes 1450 amino acids.
AUUUCUCCACCUCGGCUCAGCAUCACCAGCGGAAUGCGACGAAGCAGCUUCAACAACUCUAUCCUCUUCGAUGCUCGGGGCACAGUUUUGGAAAACCAUGAACAACAAACUUAUGCCGUCGCAGCAUGCGGACCUGACGGCCGCAUCCAACUUGAAUUCGCUGAAGGCGUCGCCGAUAUCCACCAAUCUGCGCAUACCGGCGAUAUUAACUGCCACACACACACACAACAGCUCGUCGACAAUGCCGACACAUAUAUACCUAAUGCCGUCGCCGUCAGCAGGGCCAGCAUUCAACGCCCGCCGGUCAUGCGCAUCUGUAUCAUCAUUGUCGGAACAAGAGGAGACGUCCAGCCAUUUCUUGCCAUCGCGCAACGACUGCAACAGGACGGACACCGCGUGCGACUCGCCACACACGCCGUCUAUAGAGACUUCGUCAUGAGUCACGGCGUCGAGUUCUACCCGCUGGGCGGCGACCCGAAGGAGCUGGCCGCCUAUAUGGUCAAGACAGGAGGACACCUCAUUCCCACCAAGAUCGAGACGCUCACCAAGGACGUGCCGCGCAAUAAGGAGAUGAUCAAAGAGAUCGUACAUUCCACGUGGCCGGCCGUCUCGGCCCCCGACCCGGACGGAGGCGGCGCAGGUGUACCGGGUAAGCCGUUCCAGGCGCAAGCCAUUAUCGCAAACCCCGUCUCCUACGGACACAUCCACGUCGCCGAGCGUCUAGGCGUGCCGCUGCACAUCAUGUUUCCACAGCCGUGGGUGCCCACCAUGGCCUUCCCACACCCGCUCGCCAACAUGCCCUACACGGAUGAGCUCAAGAAGACCAACUACCUGUCGUACAAGAUGGUGGAUCUGCUCAUGUGGCAGGGAACCGAGGGCCUCAUCAACGACUUCCGCACCAAGGUGCUCAAACUGCGCAAGAUCCGCAACGGCGACGGCGGCCGAGACCUUCUACUGGACCUCCACAUUCCGCACGCCUUCAUGUGGAGCCCGGAGCUCGUGCCCAAACCGGCAGACUGGGGAGACCUCUACGACGUCAUCGGCACCGUGACUCUGAACGGCGGAUCCAAUAGCUCUUACACACCGUCGUCAGAGCUGGAGACGUUCCUGGGCAGAGACGGUGGCCCGAUCUUCGUCGGCUUCGGGUCCAUGGUGCUGGCCGAUCCGCUGGCCACCACCAAGAUGAUCGUCGAGGCGGCACAGCAAGCGGGUGUACGUGUGCUCAUCCAGUCCAGUUGGAGUGAUAUGGCCGGCGACCUUGACAUCCCGGACAACGUCUUCUUCAUCGGCAACUGUCCGCACGACUGGCUCAUGCCACGGGUGUGUGCGGUGGUACAUCACGGCGGCGCCGGCACGACGGCUGCAGGUCUGCUCGCCGGCAAACCCACUUUCAUCGUGCCGUUCUUCGGAGAUCAGCCGUUCUGGGGCCACGCAGUGGUGAAGGCUGGUGUGGGUGUCAAGCCCUGUCCAAUCGCGCAGUUGACGACGGAGAAGCUGCGCGAGGCGUUCGUGGGGCUCAUGGAUCCGGCACUGCGCGCUCGAGCACUGAACCUGCGAGAUGUCAUGCGCCGCGAAGACGGAGCUGGUGAGGCGGUACGCAGCUUCUAUCGACACCUGCCGACGCAGGAAAUGUUCUGUGACCUGGAUCACGAACGGAUUGCCACUCGCUGGAGCGUUCGUGAUCGUCUGAAGUUAUGCGAUCGUUGCGCAUUCAUCGUGAGUGAGCGUCCUGGUAACGCGAGCAAGAAGAUGGUGAGUUAUCACUGCGUGGACUACACGGCACGAGGCCCGGACUCGACUCUUGCAGGUGCUUCAUCUGGCACGGGUGCGUUUUUUCAUGAGUUCGCUGGCGCAUAUACCGGUCUGGUGCGAGAACCUGUAAAAGGUUACUCAAAGAACGGCGUGGCAGGUGGAGCUAUUGGUACAUUGAAGGGUGUCGGUGGUUUCCUCGUGCGCCCGACACUCGGACUUGUACAUUUUACUGAUCGUGUUGUCACGGGCCACAUCAAUGCGCACCGAGAAGAAGGCGAACAAAAGCACUCGAGUAUACUUGAUCGUCGCUUCAUGUCUGUCAUCGGCGUACAGAGAGGGUUGGCAAACAGCCAUACCCCGUCGACGGAGGCUAACUGUGUUGACAGCGUGAUCUUCGCCAGCCAGAAGAAGCGCAAGAAAAUGCUCCACAGCAUUAAUAACCAGGCGGGCAAGUAUCGUGCGAGAUAUCAAGCUGCGUUGAACCUUCGGAGAGAGCAGAGUGCUCGGCUGACCGGGGACAACCCAUUAUUCCCAGGUAGCUCAAAAAGUCCGAAGCAUCCGUCGUGUACACAGACUUCUCUUUGGCACAACCAACCUGGUAUCAAACUGUGCAAGGCUCGACUCACAUCGCAUGGGUCAGUCGAUGUGGAAUCCCGCGUCCCAAACAUUGAGGACGACUUCAUUGACAAAGACAGUAUUGCUCAGUGGAGAGAAUUCGCAGCGUUCCAGCACGGCAAGGCGCUGCAAGCACAACGAACAAAUUCGAACAUCAGACCACUCGUUCCAUCCAUGAACAUUUGUUUGGCUGCCAUUGGCACGUGGGAUAACGGCAUCAAGCAGUUCGCUACUAUCGGAUUGAAACUUGCCGCGCACGGCCACCGGGUGCGUCUGGCUGCUAAUGAGUGCUUCCGACCCAAGAUCGUCGCACUUGGGCUUGAGUUCUAUCCGCUGGCUGGUGCACCCGACAGCGUACAAGACUGUGCGCAAUUGAUCUACAACGCCCAGCUCAACACUGAAGCAGGUCGAUCAGGCUUCGGAGCACUUCAAGCCUUUCGCGAACUUAUCUACUCGCUCUGGCCUGCCGCGUACGGAUCAGAUCCACACGGCAGUGGCCCCAACAAACCUGGCGAGCACUUCCGUGCCGACGCAUUGCUGUGGCACCCGAUGCUGCUCGGACACAUACAUGUGGCACAGCGUCUUGGUAUCCCGUUGCAAUGUGCCAGCCUCGAUCCACUGUCUCCCACCUUCGAGUUCCCGCACGUGCUGAGCUCACUGGCAGGGCGUGAGGCAGCAGCAAUGAUGACUCCUCGAUACAGCAACUUGCUGUCGCAUGGUGUCGUCGAUGCAGCCUUGAAUCACGGCAGCGUAGCCGAUGUUCUGACCCAAUUCCGCUCGUUCAUCGGACUCACGAGCGGUUUGGACCGACCGAACCCGCUCGUCCAGUGGGAAGUGCCGCACAUGUACUUGUACAAUCCGGUCAUGCUUCCGAAGCCUCUGGACUGGGGUGAGGAACUCUCCGUGACUGGACACGUGACGUUGCAAGACGGUCUAGAAAUUCAAGAGAUACCGCGAGCGUUGACCGAGUUCGCGUCCUCGAGUAGUAACGAGCCGGUCAUCUACUUCGGUGUGUCUACGCGCGACUUGCCGUUCGGUGCGUUUGAGGAUCUGGUGCGGAAAAUUGAGCUGGCUGCUCAACAGCUUCGCAUGCGUAUCAUCGUUCAAGAUCAAGAGGUAGGUAGCACAGCUCGCUCUCCGUAUCGGUCCGAGUUUGUCUAUCUCGUGGAUACAGACCUGCCGUACGCGCAGCUAUUCGCUCAUGUGACUGCUACGAUUCACUGGGGUGAGCCCGACGUUUUGGCUGAAGGGCUCAUGGCCGGUAAGCCUGUUGCCGUCUGCGGAUCACACCCGUCACAGCUCUUUAUCGCUCGCCUGUGCCAGCGCGUUGGCGUGGGAAUCGCGCCGAUCGACCCGACAACCUGUACAAUUGAGUCUCUGCUGUCGAGUUUCCAGCAACUGCUUCAACCAGUCAUCCGAACCAACGCGCAGGGCCUGGUACGCUCGUUCGACCCGGACCGGGCCGUCGACGUUGCUGUGGACUCCUUCUACUCCCAUCUGCCGCUGGAAGCGAUGGUAUGUGACGUCGAUCCAAGGAAACUCGCUCGCGUCUUCGACUCGCAGCACACAGUCAAGUUGUCACUCGAAGCGUAUUUGGCGGUGCAACCUGUUCGAGACGAGAGCAAGGGAUUUGUGCCAUACAAACCGCUGCACUACGAUGGCUUCUGUCCACCAGUAUUCUCGAUUUGCGGCAAUCCAGGCGAAAUUCCACGCGACGUGAAGCCGUCUCGCAAAUUGGACGCCAUUGGAAUGGCACUCGAGGUGCUCAACGCGCAGGACGAACGUCGCUCCAGUGAACUGAGCCAGCAUUCAUCGGACUCCUCCUCCGGAAGUAUCGUGGCCCAAGUAGUGGACACAGAGGUGUUCUGGUCUUCGACGGAGCAGGAAGAAGCCGUUCGAAAGGCGACAAACGUAGCCUAUGAGCGUCUUGUGAAGCCGGAUGGCUUGCGAAAGCGUGACAAACUCGCUCACAUGUUCAGUGGUAAACCGAAGACAGGAGAGCUACAAGCCGUAGGGUGAUUCACCAAGGCGAAAGCAAAUCAAUAAUAAACGUAGCACUUGGCUGGAUAAUCAAUCAAAAUGGUAUACAGGUACCCGUUCAACCGCC